Messenger RNA from Phragmites australis (common reed), 1818 nucleotides. RefSeq lists its product as uncharacterized. The transcript has 11 exons. Bases 260 to 1444 code for a protein of 394 amino acids. The record is from RefSeq and is a predicted model, not a curated record. Lineage: Eukaryota; Viridiplantae; Streptophyta; Magnoliopsida; Poales; Poaceae.
UCAAUCGACUGGUAUAAAUCCAGCUCGUGCCUCCGUUCCUCCGUCUCCGUGUCCGCCUCGCUCCAGCAUUCAGUUAUCCGAUUGGUCGAGGCGGCCGGGCGAGUCGCUACAAAUAAAGCCUCGUCUUGUUCUCCUCCGAUUCCGAGUUCUGGUUGAUGAUGAUAUCGGCGGAGUGAUCGAGGAAGGCACCAGCGAGAGGAGAGGAAGGUAGUCCCGGCUACUGCUGCUGUUCUUGUUGUUUUCUGGAGCGAGGAGGAGGAUGCCGUACUGCGUGGUGACAGCGGCCGCCGCCGGCGACGAGGAAGUGCGGAUCUUCUACCAGCGCUACGGCCACGGCGCCACCAAGGUCCUCCUCAUCAUCGGAUUCGCGGGCACGUACGAGUCGUGGGCCCCGCAGGUGAAGGGCCUGACGGGCGCCGUGGACCCCGUCGACGAGGAGUCUCCGGCCGACGACUCCGGCAGCGACGGCGCGUCGGAGGGCGUUGAGGUGUGCUGCUUCGAUAACCGCGGCAUGGGCCGCAGCUCUGUGCCGGCACAAAAGUCGCAGUACACGACAGUGAUCAUGGCGAGAGACGCGCUAGCGCUCAUGGAUCACCUGGGAUGGCGAAAGGCGCAUGUCUUCGGGCACUCCAUGGGAUCCAUGAUAGCGUCAAAAUUGGCCGCGAUUGCACCGGACCGGAUCGCAUCGCUGGCGUUGCUCAGCACCACCGGAGGAGGCUACCAGUGCAUCCCAAAGGUUGAUUGGCACACGAUAUCUCUCGCAUGCCGUUUCCUAAGAGCAAGAACUCCUGAGCAGAGAGCUAUUGUCGAUCUUGAAGUCCAUUAUACGAGGGAAUACCUUGAGGAAGCUAUUGGAUCAAGUACCAGACGGCAAAUGCUUUACCAGGACUAUGUGAAAGGUUUGUCAUCAGGUGGCAUGCAAUCCAAACAAGGAUUUGAGGGGCAAAUGAAUGCUUGCUGGACACAUAAGCUCUCACCGAAAGAAUUAGACAGGAUUCGAUCAGCAGGUUUCCUUGUUUUAAUUAUUCAUGGCAGGGAUGAUGUUGUUGCUCAGUUGUAUCAUGCAAGGAGGCUUUCAGAGAAGCUCCAGCCUGCUGCCAAGCUGGUUGAGCUCCAUGGAGGCCACCUAGUGAGCCAUGAAAGACCGACUGAGGUUAAUAUGUCCCUCAUGGAGAUGAUAAAGGCAUCAAAAUCAAACACAGAGCUAGGGGAGUGGUCAAACCUUCCUAAGAAGUCCGAUGGUCCACUUUUGACUGGAUCAGCUUGUUCUCUUGUGAAACGAGAUGAUAACAGCGUGAAUUACCUCGUGUUUACAUAUAAUCUACUCGGAAAGCUGCACCUUAUCUUGCUCUUCUUCUUUGGAGCAUUCUAUAUUAUUCUUGAGCAUGCAAGGAGAGUCCUAAGAAUUUUAAAGCCUGUGAGGGUCUCAGAUUUCACCUUAUAGAUCAAUUAGUUGGUGAACGAUUACAAUCCCAUUCAUUCAUUCCUCGGGAAGUGUGCAUUGAAAGAGAUAGAGUCAUAUGAUACUUUCGGCAAGAUUGUUAUUGCGAAGGUUAGAGACUUCAGACUGUCCUCCAAGGAAUUGUUUUCUAUCUUGUCCCCUGGUUUUGUCAGUGUGGGAGACAAGUCAUUUUCUGCAAUCCAGUGAGGAUGUGUAUUGUAGUGCCAUACAAAUGAAGUGCACUUGUCUCGUCAGAUGCUCUGUGUUUCCUGCUUGCACAAAAAGAUGAAAGCAGAAAGGGCACACCUGAUUAUUCAAAGGCGGUAAAAGAGUUAUUCACUUGCAAUGGUUGGUAAAUACAAUAUUAUUUGGGCUUC